Rotaria sp. Silwood2 is the source of this 1083-nucleotide messenger RNA. The record is from the annotation of a GenBank genome assembly. Lineage: Eukaryota; Metazoa; Rotifera; Eurotatoria; Philodinida; Philodinidae.
AUGGUAUCAAACUCAUCGAAAAAAGGACGUGUAUCACGUUCAACACGUGCUGGAAUCAUCUUUCCAGUCACUCGUAUGCAUCGUUAUCUUAAAGCGGCUCCAACUUCUACGACUCGAGUAACAAAAGGUGCAGCUGUUUAUUUAGCAGCCGUAGCUGAAUAUCUUGUUGCUGAAGUACUUGAAUUGAGUGGAAAUGCAGCACGUGAUAAUCGACGAACUCGAAUUAUACCAAGACAUGUUCUACUUGCUAUAGCUACUGAUGACGAACUUAAUAAAUUACUUCGUGGUUGUGUAAUACCACAAGGUGGCGUUCUUCCAUCAAUUUUUCCGUUUCUUCUUCCAAAAAAUACUGGUGAUAGUCCAGACCAAUCAUCAUCAUUUUCAUCACGAGCAUCAACAGUAACAAAAACAAAAGCAGCUGGUAAAAGUACAAAGGCUAGUGGACGUAAACCAGCUUUGACAAAAGGUCUAGGAAGUUUUACUGUUUUAGGAACACCUAAAUCAAAGGCGGCUGCACUUAAAGGUACUGCAGUAACAACACUUUCUGAACGUGUUCUUAUUCGUGGACAAAAGUUGACUGUUGUUCAAGGAAAUAUUAUUAAUAUCACGGCUGAUGCGAUUGUUCAUCCAACGGGUACUUCACUCAGUAUGAGUGGUGAAGUUGCAGGAGGACAAGAAUUACGAGAUGCUUUAUCUCAAGCAGCAAAAACUAAAUCAUUAACUAAUGUUGGAGAUGUGAUGAUUACUGAUGCACCUAAUCUGUCUGCAUCACAUUUAAUUCAUGUUAAUUCACCAACAUGGAAUGCUGGUACACAAGAACAAUGUAUUACUGAACUUGACAAGGCUACUUUAAAUAUUCUUACUUUAGCCGAUGAAAAAGGUCUUACAUCUGUUGCAUUGCCAAGUAUUAGUAGUGGAAAUGCUGGAUUUCCGAAACAAACAGCUGCUCAAACAAUUUUAGCAGCUUUAUCAAAAUAUUUUCGACAAACAGCAACAACAAAUCUUCAACAGGUCUUUUUUGUUUUAUACGAUGCUGAAAGUGUUAAUGUUUAUACAACUGAACUGCAACGUAUGGUUGAAUAA